AUGGCUACGAGACAGCCAUUCCGGUCAUCUUCUAGUUUGAUUCUCGAAUCUUUCCUUUCCCUUUCGAUAUGCUUUAUUUCUGCUAUCUUUUGUUUAUCUUCUUUCACUGCAGGUUCUGCACAUGACAUUGUUUUGUACCAUUUGUCAGCAUACUUUGAUGGCGAUUUCUUGUGCUCCCUCCAGCAGAUAAAAUCAUACACAAAUGGGGCCUGUCUAUUGUGCCGGUUUCGGGACUUCUGUUUGCUGACGUUCUAUGAUUAGAUACGAACAUUUGGAACCGGCUGGUUUCUUUGUUGCUUCAAUAGAGCACGGAGGAUUGUAGUUUUCAAAUUCUAUCUUCGAUCAAAAUUGUGCAGUUGCCUGUGUAGCAAUAGUUGUUUUCUUUCUUAUUGUGCAUUCUAGGACUUGUUUCUAUGGUAUCUUCGAUGACUCUCCGGCGUGUAUUAACAUGAUAUAUCUAUGGUGUGUUUGGAUGAACUAUUUUGCGCUCUUAGAACACUUGAUUUUAUUUCGAUACUAUUCGAAUUUAGUUGACUCGAUUGGCUCUAAUGUAGUGUUCUUUCAAGAAUGAGCUUUUAAUUAGAGUGGCAUGAUAGCAAACUCUUGUUGUUUGGUUAUUGACGUUUGUUUGAUUUUUUUUUU
Molecule: messenger RNA, 642 nt
Organism: Andrographis paniculata
Lineage: Eukaryota; Viridiplantae; Streptophyta; Magnoliopsida; Lamiales; Acanthaceae
Exons: 3
Coding region: 1-261 (86 amino acids)
Source: RefSeq, a predicted model, not a curated record